Apaloderma vittatum (bar-tailed trogon) is the source of this 438-nucleotide messenger RNA. RefSeq names its product lipopolysaccharide-induced TNF factor (gene LITAF). The transcript is spliced from 3 exons. Gene Ontology annotation, biological process: regulation of cytokine production. Gene Ontology annotation, molecular function: zinc ion binding. Bases 1 to 438 code for a protein of 145 amino acids. NCBI's taxonomy places the organism in Eukaryota, Metazoa, Chordata, Aves, Trogoniformes, Trogonidae. The record is from RefSeq and is a predicted model, not a curated record.
AUGUCUGCUCCAAGUGUCCCAUCUGCACCACCUUCUUAUGACGAAAUAGCAGGAGUCAACACGAGCAAUCCUUUCCCUCAGCCAUAUCCAGACUUUGGGCAGAAGCCAGGCUGGAACGGAAUGAGCCCUCCCCAGUACGCGGGACAGCCUGCACCAGCCAGUAACCCCCCCAUUACAGUUCAAACAGUGUAUGUGCAGCAACCAGUAGUAUUUUCUGACCGCCCAGUUCAGAUGUGCUGCCCUUCCUGUAACCAGACGAUUGUGACACGUCUCUCGUACGGCUCAGGAGCUUUGACUUGGCUGUCAUGUGGUGGCCUCUGCCUGGUGGGGUGUAUACUUGGCUGCUGCCUAAUUCCCUUCUGCAUUGAUGCCCUAAAGGAUGUAGAUCACUUCUGUCCAAACUGCAAAACUCUUCUUGGUUCUUACAAACGUUUAUAG